Molecule: messenger RNA, 1039 nt
Organism: Elaeis guineensis (African oil palm)
Lineage: Eukaryota; Viridiplantae; Streptophyta; Magnoliopsida; Arecales; Arecaceae
Source: RefSeq, a predicted model, not a curated record
AUAAUAUAACACCAUCACAAAUUUUAGGAGUUUAAACUUUUUUUAACCUUUCUUUAGCAAUUUUUGCAAUCAUGUGUUUGUAUAUUAACUCAUUUCAAGAAUGUUUAGCUCUUGGCAGGACUUCUAAAUCCAACUGAUGGAACCAUGCAUGUAAAUAGGCCAAGGAGCUUUGUAUUCCAAAAUCCUGAUCACCAGGUGGUGAUGCCCACAGUGGAAGCAGAUGUUGCAUUUGGUCUUGGUAAGUUCAGUUUGACAUUGAAUGAAGUCAGAUCAAGAGUAUCAAAAGCUUUAGAUGCUGUUGGCAUGUUAGAAUACUCACAAAGGCCAAUUCAAACUCUGAGCGGUGGUCAGAAACAAAGAGUUGCAAUUGCAGGUGCUUUAGCUGAAGCAUGCAAAGUUCUACUGUUAGAUGAAUUAACAACAUUUUUGGAUGAAAAUGACCAGGGUCAAAAAGUCCUGGAACCCAAAACCAGUGGAAAGAGAAUCCAUGUUCAGUCCAAUCAGAUGUCAGAAAGAAGGGGGUUCUUUGUUGGGAGUAGUAGAAUUGCAGUCAUUUUGUGAGAAGCCCCAUCUCAGAUAGGAGUUAUCAAGGCCAUUAAGAACUCUGUGUCUGGUUCUGGAGAAGUUGCUGCAUUAUGGGUUACCCAUCGCCUGGAAGAACUCCAAUAUGCAGAUGGAGCUAGUUACAUGGAAGAUGGACGGAUUAUUAUGCAGGGGGAUGUCUCAAGUGUUUCAAAGUUUCUAAAGGAGAAGCAAGCAUGGUACCAUUGAUCUCAUUGUCUUUUGAGUGUUUCUAAACAUUGAUAUGUUUGGAGUUCCUACUCCAUGAGCCUAAGAUAAAAUUAGUGUCUUGUUUUAGCUGAAGACAGGUCCCAAUGCUACAUCCUUGCAUAUUUCAUGCGGUGAAAGUAUAGAAAUAAAAUAUAUUUAUUGUAACACCUCAACCUUAGCUUAUGGCAAUGUAUGUGCAUAUAGUAUAUUUGGAAGUGAAGGGAUUUAUGCAGUUUAUCUCAGAAAAAUAUAGGAAAUAUUGAGGUCC